CUUGUAUAAAUAUAUCAGCUCUUUCACCAGUUCAACAAACGACUUGGGGACGUAGAAUAGACUAACGACUUGAAGACAUAUAGCUUCUAACCCUACAUAAAACGAAAGCCUACUGAGAUCGACAUGAGGAUAGGGAGUGUGAUUUUAUGGGGGAUUACCCUUCUGAUGUAUAUGGUAUUGGUGUCGGCACAAGAUCCUGAAUCAAGCUCGCCCAAAACGUUUGUCACGUCAAUAACUAUGUGUGCCGCUCAGCUUUCUAAAAUGAAUAACAAAUAUUCUAGAAGGGCGAAUCUCUACAAACUCCCUACACGGCCCGAAAUACGCCAAAGAUUUACAUCACAAGCUGGAUCUCCAUGUCCCAACACUGGUCGUUUAUUCCGUACAGCUGAUGGUUUCUGUAAUAAUAUUCGCAGACCGUCCCUAGGACAAUCAUUUGAACGAUUUAAACGAUUUGUUCGCUCAAACUACAAUGAUAGAAAGGGUUCACCAAGAAUAUUUGGACGGUGUCGAAGAGUCGGAAGAAGGUGGUGUUCCAGAAGAUUAUUACCAAGUGCUAGGACUGUCAGUACCGUCGUACACCCGGAAGUCAAGACACAAUCAAUUGGUACAGUCAUGCGCAUGCAGUGGGGACAAUUCUUAGAUCAUGAUUUUACUGCUGCGGCUGUAGAACAACCCGAAUCGCCGAGAACCUGUUGUGACCAAGCCGCCAGUGACUCUACAAUCUUUAGAGGCACGGACGACUGUUUCCCCAUACAGAUUCCCCAGACGCCUGUACCAGAUCGAUUUUUCACACAAACAUGUCUGGAGUUGGUUCGAUCACGAGCCAUUGAUGUUAACUUUACUCGACGCAAUCCACGAGAACAACAGAAUUUAUUGACAGCUUUUGUGGAUGCUUCCAAUGUUUAUGGCAGUGACCAGGAAACACAGGAUCGUCUACGAGGAGUUAACGGACGUAUGAAGACAUCGGCUGGUGAUUUAUUACCACGAGGUAGAGAUGAAGAUUGUAUACGAGGACCUAAUGCUCCAUUCUGUUUCGAUGCUGGUGAUGAACGAGUGCACGUGUUCCCGGGUUUGACGGCUUUACACACGCUCUUUGUGAGAAUCCAUAACUACAUUGUAGAAGAUCUAACCCAACAUAAUGCCAAGUGGAAUGGAGAAAGAUUAUUUCAGGAAACCAGAAAAAUUAUCAGCGCCAUUAUGCAGAGAAUUACUUAUUUAGAAUUUGUCCCCGAAGUAUUGUCGGAAUCGACCAUUAAGAAAUUCGACCUGGAUGAAGGAAACUUUAAAUACGAUAUCACAAGAGACCCAAGCAUAGCGAAUGUUUUCGCCACGGCAGUGUUUAGAUAUGGUCACUCUCUUAUUCCUAAUUUCUUGGUAAUCGACGGCAAACAGGUCUUGUCACGACAGCUCUUCAACAACCCAGAGUUCAUCUUCACCAGCUUGACAUCCCUGGUGGAGAAUCUGGUCUCUAAUCCGGCGGAACUGCGGGAUCGUUUCUUGACGGAGGAAAUCACGGAUCAUCUGUUUGAAACGGCUGCAGGAAGUUUUGAUUUGGCUGCUUUCAAUAUUCAGAGAGGUCGAGAUCAUGGUUUACCACCGUACAACUGGUUCCGGCGAUUCUGUCGUCUGCCUAGAGUCACAUCCUUCUCAUCUCCGGUUUUUGGUAAUGGCGGACCUUUCCUCGCAAAAGUCUACGAGCACGUCAAUGAUAUUGAUGUUUUUGCUGGGGGUAUGGUAGAGCUAAGUGAACCGGGGUCUACACUUGGUCCUCUCUUCUCCUGUCUUAUGGCCAGACAAUUCCGAGAUUUGAAAUUUGGAGACAGUUUUUGGUAUGAAACUAGAGACAGGCGGCGUGGAUUCAGUGCUGCUCAACGGCGAUCUAUCGGACGUGUUACUUUGUCACAGCUUGUAUGUCAAGGUGGUUUUGGUUUGAAGAGUGUUCAGAGGAAUCCAUUCAAAGUCGUCCGAGCAGGAAAUCUUAAAGUUGACUGUAGCAGGUUUCCAAAAAUUGAUCUGUCUCCGUGGUACGAGCAUUAAACACCUGAACAGGUACACAACACCUGAACAGGUAAACAACACCUGAGCAGGUAUACAACACCUGAACAGGUAUACAACACCUGAACAGGUAGACAAUACUACCGACAGAAAAACAACACCUAUUGUUCGAGACUUGAGAGAAAAACAACCAUUGUUCGAGACUUGUCUUCAGAGAGAAAAAAAUCAAACUUUGUAAAUUAUAAUUGAUUGAUUGAUUAAUUUAUUUGAUUUGUUUAUUUAACUGUUUUUUUUUUGUGAAAAUGAAAGUUGUAUUAUAGGCGAGUAAUUCUUAUAUUAAUACA
Molecule: messenger RNA, 2339 nt
Organism: Patella vulgata (common limpet)
Lineage: Eukaryota; Metazoa; Mollusca; Gastropoda; Patellidae
Product: eosinophil peroxidase
Exons: 14
Coding region: 124-2037 (637 amino acids)
Biological process (GO): response to oxidative stress
Molecular function (GO): peroxidase activity; heme binding
Source: RefSeq, a predicted model, not a curated record